Messenger RNA from Onthophagus taurus, 1507 nucleotides. RefSeq names its product ubiquitin carboxyl-terminal hydrolase MINDY-3 homolog. Gene Ontology annotation, molecular function: K48-linked deubiquitinase activity; cysteine-type deubiquitinase activity; calcium ion binding. NCBI's taxonomy places the organism in Eukaryota, Metazoa, Arthropoda, Insecta, Coleoptera, Scarabaeidae. The record is from RefSeq and is a predicted model, not a curated record. Gene Ontology annotation, biological process: protein K48-linked deubiquitination.
AUGAAAAGUUUUUCGCGACUAAUGUCAAAACCUUAACCUAACCUAUAAAAGUGUGUAUGUAAUAAAAUCGCGCAUUUGGGGCCCGUUUUUUUUCCUAACUAAAUACGAAAUGGCGGAUAUGGCGUCUCUUUUGGAGGAUUUGAUCGGAAUACGCCAAUUGUUGUGGGGGCCGGUUAUAAAGCAGGAUAUUUUUAGGCGAUGGUCCCAAGGAUUUUAUUUUAGUCAACACGAACGUAGCGGUUUAGAACAAUUAGAGGGAGGCCCAUGCUCGAUAAUAGCCCCGACCCAAGCUUACAUAUUAAAGAAAUUAUUAUUAGAUUACGGAAACUUCUCGUUUCGAGAUAAUAUGACAGAAGAGCUCCAAAAUAACGUUUUAGUGCACGCGGUUUGCGAUAUGUUGCGUCAAUGCACCCACGAUCGAUUUUGCGUGGUCUAUUUAGACCAAAAAGUGAAUUCGAUGGAGAUCGAAUCGACCUCGGCUCACGCGGACCCGGAAAAGUUCCACGAUCAUCUACGCAUUACAAUUUUAUCUGGGUUAACCGAAUUGGAGAAAUACUUUCACGAGAACGUUAAUAGUUUAAAACGGCAAUACGGGGCGUUAUUGUUUUUGUAUUCCGUAAUAUCAACUAAGGGAUUAGAUCAAGUGAAAUUAGAGUGCGACUCGACCGAUCCUUUAAUCGACGCUAUUUACGGCUACGGAAGUCAAAGUUUAAUAAAUCUAAUGAUAACGGGGAGAGCUGUUACUUACGUUUGGGAUCAUGAACAGGACGUGGGCGGAUUAAAAUUAAAAGGAUUGGAUAAGCAAAGUCAAAUAGGAUUCAUAACCUCAAUGGAGCAUUUACGAUAUUGCACGGUGGGCUCGUUUUAUAAAAGCCCGGUGCACCCCAUUUGGGUUUUAGGCUCGGACACGCAUUUAACCGUUCUUUUUAGUGAAGAGCGCAAAUUGGUUAGCCCCGAAACGAAGAGCGAACAAGCGAGGCGCGUUUUUAAAAACUAUGAUAAAGACGGAAAUAAUUUCAUUAACGUUGAAAGUCUCCAAGCCGUUUUACAAGAAUUAGACCUCGUCAGUGACUCGGCUUACGUGGAUAUAAUGCGGAAGAAAUUAGAUUCGGAAAAUUUAGGUAUUAUUCUUUUAAACGCUUUUAUGGAGGAAUUUUUUCCAACGGAGGAAUCGUCCGUGCCCGAUAUGUUCCAAUUAAUACAUUAUAACGGGUUACCUAUAAGUAAUGUUGACGGUCAAGUUAAGUAUCACGUGGGCUCCGCAAUAUUACUCGAAUCGGACGUUAGAUCAAUAUGCGAAUCGAAUCCGAUGUUGACGUGCCUACAGACUAAAUGGCCAAACAUAGAGAUAACGUGGUGGAAUAAUAUCACACCCAGUUUGAACUAAAAGAUCGAAAAAGUAUUAAAGUGACAGUUAUUAAGUUAAAGAAUUGGGAGGAAUUUUUUUAAUUUUUAGGAGCCGCUUUAGAGAUUUUUUUUUAUUAAAAUAUUAAAGAAAAACGGAGCU